AUGGCGGCAGACUAUACGGAGCAGGCUCAUCAACGAUACAAGGAGUUGGCGCAGGAACUACCUGGGCUAGCCUACAGGCCCGGGGCAGCUGUCAAGGCGCACAGUCAGCAGGAUGAAGCGGCAGGCUCACAUCUCUUUGCAACAGUGCGUCACUUCCCCCGCGUCAAGGGCCGUGCAGCCGCCAGCUCACAGCUCACCCAGAGCACCUUUAUGAGAGAAGUACUCAAUAAGAGCCCAGCCGGGGACGCAGCCGAGACCGUCGACGUUGCAGCUGAAACGCCACCAGUCCCGAUAGCCGCAACCACGCCAGGCGACAGCAGUACAGCACACCACAACACAGAGCUCCCAGCGCCCUCAGACUUUGCACUUGCCAUGGUCACAUACAAGCGACUAGACCUGCUAGCACGACAUUGGAUCCGCAUCCGAGCCCGAGACGCAGCCGUGCUCGGGCUAUCGCGACGUCAACGACUAUGGCAACGCCGACACGACCAGCCGAAUCAAACGAGUCGGGCUGUUCGGGUGACGGCCGUGGACGUGAACAGCGCUGUGCAACUGGCAAAGCGGGUACCUGCCCCUCUCCAAGAGACUAGCAACCGGCACACGGGGCGGUGCGCCGCCGUGUCCAGUCUUCUGGGGCUUGACCCCGUUGACCUGGAGUCGCAGAACCCAGAGGAGAUCGAUUCACACUGGGAGGGGUUUGAAUCGUCGGGCUCUGAUGCCCCGGACCGCGGCACAAGCCCAGGCAUCGCCGCAGACGUGCAACCCAGUGCGCGGCCGCAUGAGUCACGCAUGAGUAUAUUUCGUCUAUUCGCAGCGGUGGACGGUGCAACGGCACGGCUACAAGCCUCGAUGGAGCGGAGGCUUGGAGAUGCUGCCCGGUCGAGCAGUGAGGAAAGUGCUGACACGGAUGAAUUAUGGGCUCGCGUCGGCGGUCGCCCCGACUCACCACCUCCACUCAAGCAGCAUCGCCGCCGUCGACACACGUCGCGAAGGAAAGGGACGACACGCACGGAGAGCGACAGCGACAGCGAUAGCCAAAGCGACAGCGACAGCAGCAGCAACGACGACGACGACGACGACGACAGCGUCAGCCAAUGCGAAGAGGACCAGGGGGACGAGGCGGUCGAGGGGAGCGCGUGGCCGGGCGCCAUCCACACUUCGACAGCCACCACCCCGAAGCGGUCGCGCCUUGCAGUGGGGCGUCGAACCGGGGCACCCGUGGGCGGAGCCGCACGCAAGUCGCCUCGUACCGCCCAUGGCGCGGGGCUUCCAUCCCCAAAACGCAAAAAGCAAAGCACUGCGCGCCGGCCUACGGCAACGGCGAGUAGCAAACCCAAGCGCACCACGCGACGUGCGAGCGCCGCUCAGCGCCCCAACUACAAUGAAAUGUCGGACAGUCAGUCAUCAGAUGUGUCUCUAAACCUUCACAUGUUCGACUGA
This is a messenger RNA of Monosiga brevicollis MX1, 1440 nucleotides long. RefSeq lists its product as uncharacterized. Lineage: Eukaryota; Choanoflagellata; Craspedida; Salpingoecidae. Bases 1 to 1440 code for a protein of 479 amino acids. The transcript has 2 exons. The record is from RefSeq and is a predicted model, not a curated record.